Messenger RNA from Solanum lycopersicum (tomato), 1016 nucleotides. RefSeq lists its product as uncharacterized. Lineage: Eukaryota; Viridiplantae; Streptophyta; Magnoliopsida; Solanales; Solanaceae. The record is from RefSeq and is a predicted model, not a curated record. Gene Ontology annotation, molecular function: fatty acyl-CoA hydrolase activity.
UUUGGUUUGUUCAUCCGUUUCCUUCACGUUAAACCUGCUAGCUCAAGAGGCACAAAGUUCCCAUCCAAAUCUCUACACACUCAUCACUCGUUACCCAUUUUUUUUUUUCAUCUUCUUCGAUUAGCAAUUUACGAUCAUCUUAUCCCUCAAAAUACCCAAAUUACGCUUGUAAAAUCAAGGGAAAUUGCCAAAAUUCUGUUCCAGAACAAGAAGAGGAAAGCAAAUGGAGAAAGCUAAAGCUUUUCUUGAAUUAACCCAGGGAGAAUCGGACCGGGUUUCGUCUCUUGCUUUUCCUCCUCAUCGGCUCGGUACCGAGUGUAGCUUCUAUGAGUACUAUUCUCUCAGAGGGAUCCGGGUUGACCGAAUUGAACCGGGUCAACUUUUUUGCACCUUCAAAGUUCCUCCUCGUCUCACUGAUAGAGAAGGGAAACUAGCAUCUGGUGCCAUUGCUAAUCUAGUUGAUGAAGUUGGGGGUGCGGUAGUCUACGUGGAGGGUCUCCCCAUGAAUGUAUCAGUGGACAUGUCGAUUUCAUUUCUUUCAAGUGCAAAGGCUGGUGAUGAGUUGGAGGUUAUUGGUAGAGUCUUGGGUCAGAAAGGAGGAUAUUCCGGGACAAGUGUACUUGUGAAAAAUAAAACAACGGGGGAGCUCAUUGCUGAAGGGCGGCAUUCAUUAUUCGGUAAACAUGCUAGUAAAAUGUGAAGUGUAUUUCUCUGGACCAAGAUGCCUGUUUGAAGAUGUACUUCAGUUUCCAGCUUCUGGUCUAGACGUAUGUUUCGUUCGAACAUUUAUUGAGCAGCAUUAUACUUGUGAGGAACAAGUCCAAUGUAAAUAUUUGCUUGUUAAUGGAGGCAUUUGGUGCUGAUUACCAUUGCAUUUAUUAUAACUUCAUGUAUACUGGACAUAUAUUGAGUUUAGGAUUGAAGCAUAGUUGAUUGAUAUAAGAUUUUAUCAACAGUGAGAUAAACGCUCAAACAUAUAUUUUGCAGGAAUUGCAAUUGCCAUAUUAUUCAUCAAA